Messenger RNA from Striga asiatica, 399 nucleotides. The record is from the annotation of a GenBank genome assembly. NCBI's taxonomy places the organism in Eukaryota, Viridiplantae, Streptophyta, Magnoliopsida, Lamiales, Orobanchaceae.
AUGGAAUUUCCUAAGACUCCUUUGACCAAUAGGCGGAUAGAGGACAGAUGUGGGAAAGAGGAUGAUGCAGGGAUUCAAGGGCGUUUGGGAAAGGUAGUAGGAGGCAGUCUCAAUUACAUCGACCCUCCAGGACCAGAACUUCUUGUUUCAGAGGGUGAAUCCAUCAAAUUUGAUCAACCAUUAACGAGUAAUCCCAAUGUGGGUGGAUUUGGUCAGGGAGAUGCAGAAAUAGUUCGUAAAAAGAAUCAAAUUCUUGUUGACAAUGGCGAAGGAUGUGUUCAGUGGUCUCUGGCUCCUGGUUACAGCCCUCGAAGAUCUUUUGAUCCACAAUCCUACCUCUACGCAGGUCGUUCUUGGUGGGGAGCCUAUCUUGGAGGGGGAGCCAUAGGAAGUCUUUGA